This is a messenger RNA of Leishmania braziliensis MHOM/BR/75/M2904, 3132 nucleotides long. RefSeq lists its product as hypothetical. Gene Ontology annotation, cellular component: condensin complex; condensed chromosome. The record is from RefSeq and is a predicted model, not a curated record. The coding region runs from base 1 to 3132 and encodes 1043 amino acids. NCBI's taxonomy places the organism in Eukaryota, Euglenozoa, Kinetoplastea, Trypanosomatida, Trypanosomatidae. The transcript has a single exon. Gene Ontology annotation, biological process: mitotic chromosome condensation.
AUGGGCUCGCACAAGAAGGGAGCCGUCGUUUCGCCGACGAGUACGUUCGAGGAGGUGGGACGGAUUUUUCAGCAAGUGCAUCAGAGCGCCGCCCACGCGCAGAAAUGCAAGAGUAAGCUCAUCAGCCUUGGCCAGCAGAGCGCGCCGCAGCUCUGUCGAGAUGUCUGCGCUGUGGUGCUGCUGGUCAUGAGGCAGGUGGCUCAAAUCACGCCUGAGGCGAUGCGCCGGCACUACGCCUUCAUCACGGAGCUCUGCAAGGCCUUCCGCGAGUCCUUCGAGUCGGACCAGCUGGCGAUUGAACUGCUGAAAAGCAUUUCAGUCUUUCACAAUGCGAUUGACAAGGCGGUGCGACUGGCCGUCGUAUCCACCUUCGAGGCUCUACUCAGGACAGUGGAUCAAAACAAUGCGUCAGAGGAGCGGCAGGACUUCUACCAGGAGGCCGCAGAGCUGCUGAAGCAGCGGGUACAUGACAAGUGCCCGCAGGUUCGUGCAAAGGCGGUUGCCAGCGUGGCCGCCUUCCAGUCCGGAAAAAAGGACUGCGACGUAACACAGCAGCUCAUUGCAUUACUCUGCUGCGACUCCAACGCUGAUGUGCGCAAGCAGAUUCUUCACGCCAUUGCGCCGCGCAAGGAGUUCCUUGAGGGGUACUUUCACAGCAUGAUUCGCUGCAUCCGCGACGUCGUGGCGCGCGUCCGGGCGGAGGCAUGGGAUGCGCUAGGCCGCUUUCCCUGGCGCUACAUUACUGCCUACGCGAGCGCCAAGGGAGUGAAGAUGCCGGAGCUGCUGGCGGCUGGGCUUGACGACGCCAAUGCCUCAGUCGUCAUCGCCUGCAGGGCCGCGAUCACGAACUGCUGGGUGCACCGCGACUGCAAGGAUGCCUAUGAAGAUUUCAUGAACAGCAUUGCGUGCGGGUACGUGCUCCCGUCGCUGCCUCCGUACGAGCGCAUCAGUGCGGUGUUGCUCUCGUACGCGCAGAAGCGCAAGACCGGCACGCACUUUUUCUUAAAGCUCGACGACAUCAACACGGCGGGGCUGUUUUUAUGGAAGGCGGACUGCCAGUUGUCAUGCGAUACCGAGGGCGAGGACGAGACCCAGCUACUGCCGCCACUGGAGCAAUUCAGCGCCGUUCUCCAGGACACUGUGUACGCCUACGCGCGCCCCGAUGCCGAGCCCAGGACGGUCAAAUUCCGCAGCGUCGAGGACGCCGACAACAUGCUGCGUAUUCUGCUCUCUGUCUUUGACAUCUACGAUGACAACGCCUACUUGGCACAUGCCGACAACACCACCCGCGCAUCGUUGCUGCGCCUCAUUAAUUUCAUCUUGAAAGUUGUGCCUGACGAAGACCCGUCGCUCUUCUUGGACGUCACAGUGCGCGCUCUCAAGUCGCUCACGGCCCGCACGCCGGAAGAGUCUACAAAAACGAUUACGUCCGCGCUCGACUCGCUCUUCCGAAGCCUGAAACUGCCACAGCGACACACUUUGGGCUUUGAGGAUGUGGAGGCGAUUGGCCGUAAGAGCCGCGAGCGGCAGCAGGAGUUGGUGAGGCGAAAGGUCCUGUGGCGCGCGGGCGAGCUGCCGGAGGAGUCCUACACGGAGCUGAAGGAGGAGAUGGACAGGGAUGAGAAGUUUCUGCUGCGCAUGCAGCUCAUCGUCCUCGAGUUUCUCUCACACUCGCAGCGCGGGGACGCUAUUCCAAUGUUUUGCUACCACAUCAUUCAGAUGGGCCGGCACCUCGAUAACGAGAGCGUGCGCGUGGCGGCGAUCAAGUCACUUUGCUUGCAGUGCCUCAUCAACCCCGAGAGUGUCCACACCUUCAUACCGCUCAUCCUGGCCGAUUCGCAUGAGAAUGCUGCCGCUAAGACUGCCUGCCCAGAAGGGACCGGCAUGAGCCUUCCCAUCGCUGCCAUUGGUGUUAUCUUCGAUCUCAUCAUGGAGUAUGGACUGCGCUUCUUCGAUGUAGAGAAGCAGCCGCCAAAAGAGACGAGGGCGGUGUACAACGCAGAGAGCGAAAUCGAGGCCCGUCUGCAGCACGAGCAGAAGUUGGCGGAGGAGGAUGUGCACAAGGUGGGGAGCAAGCGUCUCCUAGCAACGCUACAAUCCUACCUGCAGCCGGGCAGCGAGGCCAAGCACACCAUCACGGCCUCCGGCUUCUGCAAGCUGCUGAGCUGCAACCGGCUUCCUGUAGAGGUGGUGUCGCAUGUUAUAACAGUGCUCCUUAUUCACUAUGCCGGUGCCAUGGCCUCGAAGAAGGAAAGCACCACCGCUGCGUACAUGGUGGACUAUCUCGGCACCUUCUUCCGCAGCUACGCCGCGAGCCACCCGAAGCGCCAGGUGCAGCUCUGCGAGGGUGGCAUCACCGCCUUCCGCGUGGUGCUCGAACGUAACAUCGUCAUGGCAUCGAAACUGAUCGAGUUCGUCGCGCGCCUCAGUGAUGCCUACACGCUGACCGUUAUCCGCGACAUUGACCCGCAGGCGGCGAAGCGCGCGACCAGAGACGUGGUGGAUGAGACAGCAGAUGUGGCAGAAGAGGAGGAGGCGCAGCGCAAGAGUAACCGCAUCAAUGCGACACGUUCUUCGAUGCAAUCAGGCCGUCUUUUCCGUGAGCUGAGCCGCUACUCUCUUCACGAGCGUCUCUCGCAAGAGCUGCUGGUCGAGUUGGCGAACAGCGAGCUCGUCGAGGGUCGCUCUGUCUGUAUGGAUGUUCUGGAGAGGUGCAUGUAUUUCUACAGCCUCGAACCCCAGCCCUUCUUACACCACUGUGCCGCCGCUGCAAUGCAGGCGACACGGCACGCCGACCCUAUUCUGCACGACCGUCUAGAGGCCUGGCAAGCAAGGCUUCGUCAGAGAUGCGCCGCUGCGGGCGCUGCUCCACAGUUGCACGGCACCGUCAGUGACGCCGAAAGCGCAGAUUCGCUUGAGCAGCGAUGGAACGAGGCGGUAAAGGCGCGCACCGAGAGGCGGGAUGCGCUGCUGGAGGCCGGCUUUGGGGGGUUCGCGUCCAUUCCCCCUCAGCUCGAUGUUGCCUCCCCCGUGGUGGUAAAAGUGGAAGCGGUGGAGUUGAAACGAGAGCGGUACUCAGACGUGUUCGGCGUGGAGUCGAUUGUGGGUCCUCGCAAGCGAUCGAGAUGCUGA